Molecule: messenger RNA, 426 nt
Organism: Mauremys reevesii (Reeves's turtle)
Lineage: Eukaryota; Metazoa; Chordata; Testudines; Geoemydidae
Product: zinc finger protein 213-like
Exons: 6
Coding region: 64-426 (120 amino acids)
Biological process (GO): regulation of DNA-templated transcription
Source: RefSeq, a predicted model, not a curated record
GAGGUGCUGCUGGGAUUCAAAGAGACGCUGCGACGGGGGCUGGGGAGCGACACAGCCAUCCCGAUGAUGAUUAAUUUCUGGGAAACAUCCUCAGCAGAAUUAUUUGAAGGUGUUGCACCAGACAGUAAAGGCGGCACAGAGGCAGUGGCUUGUGGGAAAGAGGGCGGCAGAGUAACGCCCACCUGUGGCUCCAGAUUGUCCCAGCCUCCCACGGGACAGGGAAGGGAACUGGCUGUAGUGGAGCCAGUCCAGGGGCCAGUGACCUUCGAGGAGGUGGCUGUGUAUUUCUCCAGGGAAGAGUGGGCUCUGCUGGACCCCCGUCAAAGAGCUAUCUGCAGAGACGUCAUAGGUUUAGGUUUAGCCACCACCCACCUAGUGGAAAGGCAUGAAGCAGAACUGGGCAACCUGUACUCAGUAUUGAUGUAG